UUGCAAGCCGCCUGUGGUUUAAUACUCCCCCUCCGCCGCCGGGCCCCGCAGUGCGCGGCUCCGCUGACACCAGGCACCACCGAGGAGAACAGCACGAAGCCACCAUGCCAGAGCCGUAAAGAAAAUCCAAGAUCACAGCCUCGCGCAAGCUCCUGUUGAAGAGCUUGAUGCUGGCAAAAGCGAAGGAGGAAUGGGAUCAGGAGAUCGUGGACAAGCAGUCAGAGAAGGAAAGGUACCUGGCGGAGCGCGUCACGCCUCUGCACACCAGCGGGCUGUCCCUGAGCCAGCUCCAGGACCUGUGCAGGGAGCUGCACGAGAAGGUUGAGAUCGUGGACGAGGAGCGGUACGACAUCGAAGCCAAGUGCAACCACAACACCAGGGAGAUUAAGGACCUGAAAAUCAAAGUGCUUGACCUGCGGGGGAAGUUUAAGCGACCGCCCCUGCGGCGGGUCCGCGUCUCCGCCGAUGCCAUGCUGAGGGCUCUGCUGGGCUCCAAGCACAAGGUCUCCAUGGACCUCAGAGCCAACCUGAAAUCCGUCAAGAAGGAGGACACGGAGAAGGAGCGCCCCGUGGAAGUGGGCGACUGGCGCAAGAACGUGGAGGCCAUGUCGGGGAUGGAGGGGAGGAAGAAGAUGUUCGACGCCGCCAAAUCCCCCACGGGGCAGUGAGAGGUGUGCCAGGGCAGAAGAAGGUCCCCAACCCCGCUCCCUGCCCCCUUUUCCCUUGCUGCCCCUCCGUACUCUUUGCACCCUCACCCCGAGCUCAGCACCGAGAUGAGAAGUGUGGAAAACCGUGCGGGAAGGAGACCCGAGCUUCUUCCUUCCAGCUCUGCCUCUUGCCCUGCUCCCACACGGCCCCAGCACAGCGGCUCCCGCGGGCAUCACCUCCACGGGACGUGCUCCUGGAGGGGCCACCAGCCGGUCCCCCUGCUCCCCCACCCUUGGGUGCAGCCUGAGAUGUGCCCUGCAUUAAAGGACGGUCUCCGGGGC
Anas platyrhynchos (mallard) is the source of this 989-nucleotide messenger RNA. It is a transcript of the gene TNNI1, whose product is annotated as troponin I1, slow skeletal type. Lineage: Eukaryota; Metazoa; Chordata; Aves; Anseriformes; Anatidae. The record is from RefSeq and is a predicted model, not a curated record. Gene Ontology annotation, biological process: skeletal muscle contraction; cardiac muscle contraction. Gene Ontology annotation, cellular component: troponin complex.